AUGCGAUGCGCGAGCAAGGCCGCCAAGAGCGCGUCUGCACGUCUUUGUGCGGACGCCGAAGCAGAAACAACAGCAACUGAUGUCUCAUCGGUUGCUGAAGCGACCCAUCCUGUGUCACUUGGUGAUGCAGGCGCUGGUCAUGAAGACACUCGUGUCUUCACAGAGUACGAGCUCGGUGUCUCGUACUCUCCUGAUACGGAUGACGGAUCCGUAUCGACGGCGAUCGAAUCCAAGCCGCCUGCCAAGCGUGGCAUGGACGAUGCUUUGCGUCGCAGCAUCUUUGGUUCAUCUGAUUCAUCAGAUGAACCAUCGCCGAAGCGAAGGCGCUCGAGGUCGCGAGACUCGGGCGCUAAUAGUGGUGUCGGUUCUCCUAUGGACACCACUUCGCAACGAGGUGCCAGUACUUCUGUCGGCACGUCGCAGGAAGAGCGGGACCGCAAUGUCUUGCGUCUAGAAAGAAAAGAAGGCAUGGAUGCCUCCAAAAUCCGUCAUGGAUCACUUGUCGGCGACGACGAGUGA
Molecule: messenger RNA, 519 nt
Organism: Peronospora matthiolae
Lineage: Eukaryota; Oomycota; Peronosporomycetes; Peronosporales; Peronosporaceae
Source: the annotation of a GenBank genome assembly